AUGAAGAACCUCCUACCUUUCGCGGUCGUAUCGCUUAAGCUCGCCGUCCUAGCCACCCUGACUCAUUUGGUGCGCACGGGACAGCUUCUCGACGACGGGCGAACCUGCUUCUUCUUCCUCUACGCCGCAUCCUUCCUGCUCUAUGCCAUCUCAUCCCUGUGCGACCCCGGUUAUCUAAAAUGUUGCCCCCUAGCAUACGUACCCAAUGAUGAGAGAGCUGCAUUCAAAGCUACCUUAAGUGAACGCACCGGGGAACAUGACAAAAGGAAAGAUGUACCAAAAGCUUCUUCCAUCACACAUGAUGAAAUAACAUCAUCGGAUUCGUUGUCCUCCGAGACAGUCAGUACCGAUGGCGAGCUGGACAGCCUAACGAUUAUUCACCACAAGGACUACAGCAGAGUCAUUACAGAGAGGAGAGUACGGAAAAGACAGAAGGGUGCCACCAUGCGAUGCGUCCACCGAGACGACCGAGACCGCCCAGACAAGCGCCAAAACCUCCCACACAGCCUGGACCAACCCGAUGAGGAUUUCCUCUCCUCCACAAACCAAACGAGGGACGCAUGUCGAGAGAGCAGAAGAGAGGUCGUCAAAUUUGAAGAGAAGUCUCAUCCCCAAGCCGGGCGAAGAGUUCACCUCCGAUUGGGAAGCCUCCAAUUGAGAACCCCCCGAUUGAGAAGCCCCCCCUGGUAUAACCUCCGUCUGAUUACCCCCAUUGGGAUCAGAGCAAGAGUGAAUGAGAGGGGCCCCUCCAAGUACAAACCCCUUUCUGUUCUCUCUGUGCUUUCUCUUCUUUCUGUGACACAACUACACCACGUGGGAUGCAACGCUGGAGAGUACCAUGCGGGAUCAACUUACGUGAAGAAAACGAUAAGGGAUCCACGUAAAGGCACGACAAUCAUAUGCUCCAUGGAUGUUAAAAUGAAGCCGUCUACAAUCUUUCGCGUGCGCGGUGGUGAGAUGUACCAGUAUGGUACGCCACUCUCUUACUGCUAUGUGUGCGGCGUUGUGCAGAUUCUGCGGAGUAAGCAUUGCAACGCCUGCCACAGGUGCGUCCGCACAUUCGAUCACCACUGUCCAUGGAUUAAUAACUGCGUUGCAGAAAACAACAGAGCCUCUUACUUAGUGUACCUCGUCUUUGAAGCCAUGACGGUUUUUCACGCACUGAGGUUAAUCUCCAGGGUCCUCUUAGGGAUGCUCUUUGGAGAAAAUGGGUUCGUUUGA
Molecule: messenger RNA, 1221 nt
Organism: Plasmodium inui San Antonio 1
Lineage: Eukaryota; Apicomplexa; Aconoidasida; Haemosporida; Plasmodiidae
Exons: 4
Coding region: 1-1221 (406 amino acids)
Biological process (GO): peptidyl-L-cysteine S-palmitoylation; protein targeting to membrane
Cellular component (GO): endoplasmic reticulum; Golgi apparatus
Molecular function (GO): protein-cysteine S-palmitoyltransferase activity
Source: RefSeq, a predicted model, not a curated record